CGAAGUGUCACUGGAGCAGGUUUAUUUCCGAGUUCUUCUUCUACUCCUGCAAAUAAUUUUUCCACAGUUGCUCUACACUCAUCUUUCGCUGCCCCACGAGGUGUGCGAUGCCUUUGACCAAGUUGCACAUUAUCAGAUUGUCGGUCGUAAGUUAUGGGCUGGCUUCAUCUCUGACCCUGCGCUUGUCUGGUGUCCGAGUAAAAGCGGAUUAGUACGAAUUUCUAGAAUCUGAAGAUAACCGGUAAAAUGCCGCCACACCAGCUUCUCUCGCUGGAACGUCUCGCACUGGAGGAAUGUGGAAAAUUAUUAUCCCGGAUCCUUCAUUCAUCGGUCGCAACAGAGGAAGAAAAAUUCAACCAAAUAAUACAAAACUGCGAAUCACUGCUUGAACUGCCUUCCAUUUUUAAUAAUGAUAUAACAGCUGUACUGUUACGUUAUUUGGACGGACAAUGGAUGCAUUUAAAUUGGCAGAAAGAAAGAAUGCAAAUUGUCGCGGUUUCUGUUAUUCACCCAAAAGCCGAAGUCAUUGAUAUUACUUCUUGUUGUGACAUCGGGAAAUAUGUGAUGGAUGCCAUAACACGUUUAUCGAAUUUGAUACAACUUUUUCCGAACUGUAAUACUUUAAGAAAUGUUAAUGUAAGUACAACACUGAAGAAGUUUAUAUGCAGACUGAGCUGUGAUGAUCAAACACUUGGAGCUUUGACGACAUGCACAGGUAUCCAACAUGUAGAUGUCAGAGCAUCAUGGGAAGUAACUGACAAAAGUUUAAGCACCCUUCUCGGUCUCAGACAACUUAAGUAUUUGAAUGUAGAUGGCACGUCAAUAAGUAAGAAUGGUCUAAGUGAACUUUUACGGAGCUUUUGUAAUAGACGGGAGGUUUCACCGUUGUGCGGGUUUUAUUGUUCUGACAUGUCAACAGAACAGUUGCAUCUUCUGAUAAAAUGUACACAUCUUACGCACAUAGGUAUGGAAGUAAGUAAAUGUGAUGUUUCUGAACUAAAAUCUUUAGGACAUCUUCAGUCAGUACGUUUGCGAGUUUGCAGUUUUGAUAAUCUGCGAAAAAUCUUUAAGGAUAUAGAAGGUAAAUUAUAUGAAAUCCAUCUUGAGAGAAUUAAAGAAGUUGACAUAAACUUUAUAGGUAAGACAUUUCCAAAACUUGAAAGAUUAACGUUGAAGGACUGUUGUUAUCGUAGUGUGGUUCUAAGCGGGAGAAUCAAACCUCUACCUGCAUUUCAAACACUACUGAUACUAAAACUUUUUAAUGUCAAGAGUGAAUUAUUGUCAUAUUUCCUACACACGUGUUGUAACCUAAUUGAAUUUGUGAUAGAUACAGGCUUUAAAUUGGAAGAAUCUUUCAAUGAGUUACCAACUAUCGGUUCUGUUAAAAAGGUAGAAAAAUUCGUUCUUUACACACGAAGUAAUCGUAUUCUAUCAAAAUCUUCUAUGGAAGAAUUGUUCAAGAAUUGGAGAAGCCUUAAAGUUUUCAAAAACGCUGGACUCGAAAGGGAAGAUUUGAAUAUAGACAGUUUGAAGGAAGAAAUUAGACAAACGUAUCCCAAAAUUGAUGUAACAGUGACUACAACAAGAUGGCCUUCUCUAUAGAUAGCCAAUUUAGAAACCCGGAUUUAAGUCGGACUCCUCUGUGAAAUCAAGUUACCUAGUGGUCUUGGUAUAGAAAUUUAAUCCCUUGUAGUGAAGUUUCAGUUCACUUGGAAAUAUAUUAAGAGUGCUCAUAUAUAUUACUCUAAUAUAAGUGAACAUAAUUUUAUG
Messenger RNA from Zootermopsis nevadensis, 1770 nucleotides. Lineage: Eukaryota; Metazoa; Arthropoda; Insecta; Blattodea; Termopsidae. The record is from RefSeq and is a predicted model, not a curated record.